UCGCAAUGUAUGAACAGCCCCUAUUAGGAUAUUCUCGGAGUUGAAGUCCUCGUGUCGGACCAUGAAUGGCCCCGAGUUAUGAAUCGAUUUCCUUAUGCUACGAAAGUGUGGGACACUCGGAAUCUUCCGUCUCGAUGAGGAUUCUUGAUACUUCAUUCUUCCAGUAUCUUUCCCCUUUGAUUGCGACUUUGUCGGUAUUUUUGUAACGAUAUUUUUAUUUAUUAUUAUACGAGCUAUUAGGUAAACGGAUUAGAUCAAAGAAGACCCACUUUCAGGACCUUAGUUUCUGUAUCCGAGAUACCACGGAAAUAAGAAUCAAUGUAACGUGUCGUACCAGAAAUGUUUAACCUUUUCUACUCCCAGAGUUCUCUUUAAAAAAGAAUUCUUGUACCAAGUGUAUAGAUUCGCGAAGAUUGUUCGAAUGGUCAUUCCACCACGUAUGCGUGACCGUGGUUGAAGACAGAUGUCCGCAAGGUAGGAGACAAAUAGCUUAUACCAUACCUAUGACGAGCUGAAUCGAGAAUAAUAAUAGACGCGUUUGACGUGGCCAUAUAUAGUGUAUAUUUUGCGUUAUUUUCUGAGGAGCACUCGGGGACACGUGUACGUCCUCGUGCUUGACAAUGGUUUCCAAAUACAGGAAUAGUAUCGUUCGAUCGAUUCAAUUUCUUUCUGUUUAAUGCUGCGACAAAACUAGACGGCGACUAAUAUUUGCAUAUUCCCUGCAACGUUUCAACCUCACUCUUAGGUCUUCUGCGUCGUACUGCUAUAUUCCUUUACGUGAUAAAAUUGCCAAUACAGUACUUCAUCGAGAUUUGUAUUUCCCGUGCGACGAAAAAGCGUCUUUCCAUCCCUUACGCUUUCGCGUCUCAUACUUGGAAGGUGUACAACACGCAAUAUUACGUUCAUUUCGUUUUACUUUUUCGUCUCUUGCGUCUCAAAGUGGCGAGAGAACGCGAUAUUAUUUUUCCGUCGGAUUAUUUUCCAUCCGUUGCACCUCAAAGAUGCGAAAACGCAAUUGCAUUUUCGUGCCGUUUCGUUUUAUUUUCCCUUUCAACGUUGCGAAAUUGAACUUGCUUUUGUCGGACGAGUGAAACGAUGCAUAAUAAAGUAGGUAUCAUUAUUGUACGAUGGAGCUGAUAAGCGCAAACAUUGCAACACACAAUGUGUCGUUGAUGUCUCAUCCCUUAUCGUGCACGUGGGUGGACGCUAUGGGGAUGCUUUCUUUCUUUAUUUCCCUCCACAUAGAAAUUAAACAAAAAUCUGCAAGGGAGGAAACAAUGGGGGAAAGGAAUAAUUACGUUCCAGGGGAGCGAAUGGUAACUCUCCUCGGUGCCCGUUGCUCAAUAGAGCGGAGCUUAUCGACCAAAUAUCGGCCCGCGGAACUUCAGUUCGUGAACCCUUCGGCGGGCGUAACGUUGGAGAGCACUCUCGAAUCGUUAUCUAGAAUUCUAGAGGCUGGUACUUGACUCGAAGUGGGUCCCCUGGCUUUAUUUCUGCGAAAGUAGUUCAGCCUGGUCGCGGUUCAAGACUUUGCCGCUCGAUCGGUUAGCCAGAGAUCGUUCGACGAGAUGGAGAAUGCAGAUGUAAUCGAAGAGAAAGAUCUGGCUUUGGCCGACUCAAACGAGUCGGACUCGAGUGACAACGAAACGACGUUUAUUUAUGGAAAGAGCCUGCGACCACCGAUACUGGGUAGCUUUUAUCGAGUCCCUGAUAUUUCAAAGAAGUAUAUCGAGCCAACGAUUCUCGACACGUCCCUGUCUUAUAUUCCAGUUUACGAGCAUCUGAAAAUGUACGAUUUGAAACCAGUCGAGAGACCUAAUACUCCACCCACGUUGUCAGAGUUACGAUCGAAAGUUCUUUGCAGAGAAGAUAACGAAUCUUGCUUGUCUUCCAAAGCACCCUUAACUGGACGAACGAGCAUACAACGAAGUUCUAUUACGAUGAAAUCGCAGGACAGCGAGAGAGUUUUAACACGAUGUACCGAAUAAAACUGAGGAUAUUUUAUAUCGAUAAAAGAAUAAUAAAAUUCAAUUUUUGGCGAA
This is a messenger RNA of Hylaeus anthracinus, 2042 nucleotides long. Its product is annotated as WD repeat-containing protein on Y chromosome-like. NCBI's taxonomy places the organism in Eukaryota, Metazoa, Arthropoda, Insecta, Hymenoptera, Colletidae. The transcript has 3 exons. Bases 1569 to 1988 code for a protein of 139 amino acids. The record is from RefSeq and is a predicted model, not a curated record.